CACCGAUCUUCGAAGGUCACUCACGUUCCUUCGAAAAUGUGGACAAAGUCGUUGCUACUUGUAAGACAGGCUGCGAAACCGGCUGUUGCCCGGCAGUCAGUCCGCCAUGGGAGCUAUAACCUGAGGGAAAUUGCUGUCAAGUAUAACAAUGACCUUUGUUCCGUACCAGUCCCACAGGGUUCCCAUAAGGCAGACUUCAAGGCCAGGGAUUUCAAAUUGAACUGGCAAAUAGGUGUAUUAAUAGCCUUGAAUCUAGGACUUUACAAAUUUUAUGGGACCUACUAUCCUGGUACAGAUGCUAGAGGCAGGCUGAGCACCUACAAAAUUGAUCCUCCCGUCUAUAACACUUCUGAUAAAUAUGGGCAUGUGGAUGAACCUGACGAGUCUUACGUGUCUGUUUUUGGGGAUGUAGAAAACUACAGCUAUAAGGCAUAAGUGGUUUGACAUGACUUAACAUUGAGAUUGAAAAAGUUGAAGUCAUACACUGGACAAAUUCCUCUGAAAAUCUGAAUGUAUUUGUAAAGGUUUUACUUUAAAUUAACACAAAAACAACAAAAAAAAAAUAAAAAAUCUUGAAUUAA
This is a messenger RNA of Ylistrum balloti, 581 nucleotides long. RefSeq lists its product as uncharacterized. The record is from RefSeq and is a predicted model, not a curated record. The coding region runs from base 37 to 435 and encodes 132 amino acids. Lineage: Eukaryota; Metazoa; Mollusca; Bivalvia; Pectinida; Pectinidae. The transcript is spliced from 3 exons.